GGUCCUUGUCAGAUGAGAGCUCAGAUGUCCUCGGAGCCACACUGAGACCGUGCGCCCCGCUAUCAUGGCUCCACGCUCUCUGAGGAAGCCCUAGGCUCAGCUCUGUGUGCAGCACGCAGCUGCAGCUGGGAGAGCCAAGGUCUGUCUGGUGCAGUGUACGAGUGCUCAGUGUAGAUGCUGAAGUCAGAGCCAGUGGGGCGAUGCAUGUUAGGGUUACUUGAGCACCUUUAGAACUGACUCACAACGCUCACCCUCCGUCUUCAACGACUAAUUGCCAUGCCUGUUAGAGCAAGAGAGCACAGAACUCUCCCGAGAUGGAGAAAUUAUACCUGAAAUUGCCGCCUGGAGAAAUUCCCAGCCUGCUACUCGUGACCUCUGGGGCAUGCGGAGCUUGUAGACCCCUCUCAUUUGCACACAACUGUGUGGGAGCUAAGUUUGCAUCUCUUCCCUGGGAGGUGAAGUCCCGCAAACAUACCCAGCUCUAACGCAUCAGUGACUGCUUUGAGACACACGAGUAUGCCCGGAGGUCGCUCAAGAUCCAGAACAGAGGCACUAGGUCAGCUGCAGUGGCCGAGUGUAACACAGCAAGCGAGGUGAUGGACUUUGUCUCCUGCUGGCUCGGGACCUCUAGGCACAGACACCCGAGACAGCGAAACUGUGCGAGGGUUUGGGGAGGAACCCAGUGGGGAGGAUGGAGGCUCUGGACCCAGCACCACCCCCUGGAGGAAGAGGGAGCUCGGUGGGUGGUCGAUGGGGACUCCCUGUCCAGUCUCCUCACAGCUUUGAGUCACUGAGGGGCAGGGUCCCCAUGAAAAGGGGGGUUGGGGUCUACAGUGUGGCACGGGUCCCUACGCUGUCGCCCUCCUAGUGAGGGGGUCCUCUCUCACUGCCCCGUCCCCUCCCUCGAGCUCCCACGGAGGACGCCAGGUCAGCAGAUCCAGGUGGAGGGCAGCAUAGGACAGGUUAAGGAGCAAGGCCGGAGUCCUGUGUCUCACUGCACCUCCGGCUCUUCGUCUGCACGAGGUCCUGCCAUUGCAUCCAAAUCCCAGCCAAGGGAAAGAGGUCCCGGUAGAGAGGGAACACCUUCGUCCCUCCUAGAAACCCGCAGGACACUGACGGGAGGCUUUGUGAACCUGGGCAGUCCUGUGUGGGACUGAAACCUGGGGCUCCCAUUGCUAAAGAAUAGAAGAUAACAGGGCCGGGAUUUAACUCAGUGGCACCCGCAAGCGCAAGGUCCUGAAUUUGAUCCCUGGUACCAAAAAAAAAAGAGCAGACCAUAACAGACAUGGGGUUCAACUAGUGGCGUCUGGCCAAAAGGCGGAGAAACGUGGCACACAUGGUCCGUAGGACACAAGCUCUCCAGAUGACUGUAAUUUCACUUCUUCCUCUGACACUGAGACGCCGAUGAAGGUGACAGCAAGGAGGUGGCCUCAGACACUGCAGCCCCGCAUGGCCGCUUCCUCUUUGGGUUCGGGCCUGUUUUCCACAGCCCGAGGCACAGUGCCUUUCAAAGGAGGACGGGAGCCGCGGCCACAGAGAGAACCGCGCAUUUACACGACCGUGUGCGUCCUCCAUGCACCUGGCUGUAACUGCGGGGAGUGCGCGGGGCGGGGCCGCGGGGGUGGACGCCCGCGCCGUCCUUAGCUGUGGCCUCCAGUGCGACUCACCGGCACCAAGUACGGCUGCGGGGGCGGCGGCUGCGGCGCCUGCACCGUGAUGAUCUCGCGCUACGACCACAGCGCCCGGAGGGUCAGGAGAGGAUCGCCAAGAGCCACGGCACGCAGUGUGGCUUCUGCACCCCCGGGAUGGUGAUGUCGCUGUACACGCUGCUGCGAAACUACCCACAGCCCUCGGAGGAGCAGCUCCUGGCGGCCCUGGCAGGCAACCUGUGCCGCUGCACGGGGUACAGACCCAUCCUGGACGCGGGCAGGACCUUCUGCAAGACUUCUGGCUGCUGCCAAAGUAAAGAAAAUGAGGUUUGCUGUUUGGACCAAGGAGUAAACAGACUGCCAGAACCCAAGGAGGGAGGCCAGAUGAGUCCAAAGCUCUUCUCGGAAGAGGAGUUUCUGCCGUUGGACCCAACUCAGGAGCUGAUAUUUCCUCCCGAGCUGAUGAUACUGGCUGAGAAGCAGCCGCGGACCCCCCGGGUGUUUACGGGGGACAGAAUGACCUGGAUUUCCCCGGUGACCCUGGAGGGCCUUCUGGAAGCCAAGUCCAAGUUCCCCCACGCCCCGCUGGUCAUGGGCAACACCUCCGUGGGGCCUGAAAUGAAAUUUAAAGGUGUCUUCCACCCGGUUAUAAUUUCUCCUGAUGGAAUUGAAGAGCUGAGUGUUAUAAAGCAUGCAUGCAAUGGGCUGACUCUGGGUGCUGGCCUAAGCCUGGCCCAGAUGCAGGAUGUCCUGGCUGAUGUGGUCCAGUGGCUCCCAGAAGAGAAGACGCAGACAUUCCAUGCUCUCCUGAAGCAGCUGAGGACGCUGGCUGGGUCCCAGAUCAGGAACAUGGCUUCUUUAGGGGGCCACAUCUUGAGCAGGCAUCCGGACUCAGAUCUGAACCCCCUCUUGGCUGCAGGUAGCUGCACCCUCUGUGUGCUGUCGAAAGAGGGGGAACGGCAGAUCCCGCUGGAUGAGCACUUUCUCAGCAGGAGCCCCAGCGCGGAUCUCAAGCCCCAGGAGGUCUUGCUGUCCAUGACUGUCCCCUACUCCCGGAAGUGGGAGUUCGUGUCCGCCUUCCGGCAAGCUCAGCGCAGAGAGAAUGCGCAAGCCAUAGUGAAUGCAGGGAUGAGGGUCUUCUUUGGGGAAGGGGACGGCGUCAUCACAGAGCUUUCCAUCCUGUACGGCAAUGUCGGCCCGGCCGCCAUCUGUGCCAGGGAUGCCUGCCGGAAGCUCGUUGGCAGGUCCUGGAGUGAAGAGACGCUGGACGAGGCCUGCAGGCUGGUGCUGGGCGAGGUCACCAUCCCUGGCUCGGCCCCUGGUGGCCGGGUGGAGUUCAGGCGGACCCUGCUGGUCAGCUUCCUCUUCAGGUUCUACCUGCAGGUGUCCCAGGGCUUGAGCCACAUGGACCCGGGUCGCUAUCCCAGCCUGGUGGGCAAGUACGAGAGCGCGUUAGAAGACCUCCACCCCGAGCACAGACAUGGCCGGGGAACGUUCAGGUACCAGAACACGGACCCCAAGCAGCUUCCUCAGGACCCCAUUGGCCGCCCUGUCAUGCACCUGUCCGGGGUCAAACAUGCCACCGGGGAGGCCGUCUACUGCGACGACAUGCCCGCGGUCGACCAGGAGCUGUUCCUGACCUUUGUGACCAGCUCGAGAGCCCAUGCUGCUAUCGUCUCCAUGGAUCUGUCAGAGGCUCUCAGCCUGCCGGGCGUGGUGGACAUCGUGACGAGCAAGCACCUUGGGGACGUAAACUCCUUCUCCACAGAGACAUUGCUGGCGACAGACAAGGUGCUGUGUGUGGGUCACCUUGUCUGUGCCAUCAUCGCAGAUUCUGAGGUUCAGGCAAAACAAGCUGCUGAGAAAGUGCGCAUCGUCUACAAGGACCUGGAGCCACUGAUCCUCACGGUUGAGGAAGCUGUCCAGCACAAGUCCUUCUUCGAGGGGGAGAGGAAACUGGAGUGUGGAGACGUGGAAGAGGCGUUCAAGACAGUGGAUCAGGUUCUGGAAGGUGAGGUCCACAUGGGUGGUCAAGAGCAUUUCUACAUGGAGACUCAAAGCAUGCUUGCCAUUCCCAAGGCAGAGGACCAGGAGAUGGACAUCUAUGUGUCCACACAGUUCCCCAAGUACAUCCAGCACAGCGCAUGGCUCGUGUGUCAGCACACUGCUGCAGUGUGUAGCAACUGUCACACUUCUGCUUCACGGGACAGUUGCUUAAAGGUCGUGGGGCAGUGGCGAGUCCUUGCUGAAAACUGCUGUCAUUCCCAGGAUAUCGUUGCCUCGACCUUGAAGCUCCCGGCUAACAAGGUCAUGUGCCACGUGCGGCGUGUUGGGGGGGCGUUCGGGGGAAAGGUGAUCAAAACCAGCAUCAUGGCAGCCAUCACUGCAUUUGCCGCCCACAAGCACGGCCGCGCGGUCCGCUGCGUCCUGGAGCGAGGAGAAGACAUGCUGAUAACUGGGGGCCGACACCCUUACCUUGGGAAGUACAAGGUGGGAUUCAUGAAUGACGGCCGGAUCGUGGCACUGGACAUGGAGCAUUACAACAACGGAGGCAACUCCCUGGACGAGUCCUUGUUCGUGCUAGAGAUGGGGCUUCUGAAAAUGGAGAAUGCAUACAAGUUCCCCCACCUGCGCUGCCGGGGCCGUGCCUGCAGAACCAACCUCCCGUCCAACACGGCGCUGCGAGGCUUUGGCUUCCCCCAGGCGGGGUUUGUCACAGAGUCCUGCAUCGAGGAGGUGGCGGCCAAGUGCGGCUUGUCCCCAGAGGAGGUCCGGGAGGUGAAUAUGUACAAGGGCACCAAGCAGACGCCCUACGGACAAGAGAUCAACACGGAGGGCCUGGCCCAGUGCUGGCGUGAAUGCAAGGCCCAGGCCUCCUUCUCGCUGCGGCGGGCGGCCGUGGAGAGGUUCAACGCAGGCAGUGCCUGGAAGAAGAGAGGACUGGCCAUGGUGCCCCUGAAGUUCCCGGUGGGCGUGGGCAGCGUCGCCAUGGGCCAGGCCUCUGCCCUGGUCCACGUUUAUCUGGAUGGCUCCGUGCUGGUCACCCACGGCGGCAUUGAAAUGGGGCAGGGUGUCCACACGAAAAUGAUCCAGGUGGUGAGCCGGGAGCUGAAGAUGCCCAUGGCGAACGUCCACCUGCGUGGGACAAGCACCGAAACCGUCCCUAACGCCAAUGCCUCGGGGGGGUCCGUGGUGGCCGAUCUUAACGGGCUGGCGGUGAAGGACGCCUGUCAGACUCUUCUCAAACGCCUGGAACCCAUCAUCAGCAAGAAUCCUCAGGGGGCAUGGAAGGACUGGGCUCAGGCCGCUUUUGACGGAAGCAUCAGCCUCUCAGCGAUCGGGUACUUCAGGGGUUACGAGUCAAACAUCGACUGGGAGAAGGGCCAAGGCCACCCCUUUGAGUACUGCGUGUACGGUGCGGCCUGCUCAGAGGUCGAGAUCGACUGCCUGACGGGGAACCACAAGAACAUCCGGACAGACAUCGUCAUGGAUGUCGGCCACAGCAUCAACCCAGCCCUGGACCGUGGCCAGGUCGAAGGCGCCUUCAUCCAAGGCAUGGGACUGUACACCUCGGAGGAGCUGAAAUACUCGCCCCGGGGCAGUCUGCACACUCGGGGCCCCGACCAGUACAAGAUCCCAGGCGUCUGCGACAUCCCCACUGAGCUGCACAUCUCCUUUCUGCCUCCAUCCGAAAACUCGAAUACCCUGUAUUCGUCCAAGGGCCUGGGCGAGUCUGGGAUAUUCCUGGGGUGCUCCGUGCUCUUCGCCAUCCGGGACGCGGUGCGUGCCUCGCGGCAGGAGAGAUGUCUGCCUGGGACCGUGGCUCUCAGCAGCCCACUGACCCCAGAGAAGAUCCGGAUGGCCUGCGAGGACAGGUUCACCAAGAUGAUUCCAAGAGACAUACCUGGAUCCUGUGUUCCUUGGGAUGUGCUCGUUUGAAUCCCACGCAGCCUCUGGAGGCGUGGGUGGCUCCUGCUCAGCAGCCCAGCCAGUCCCUAGCUUCUCAGACGGAUUCACUCAGCUCGGAGACCUCUGCACACUGCUGCCUCUGCAGGAAGCCGGUUCCCAGUGCUUCCUGCAGGACUCAGUAGAUAGGUGAUGGGUGAUAGAUAGAUUGCAGACAGAUAGAUGUUAAGAGAUAGAGGAUAGCUGAUAGAAGACAAACAACAUGGUAUAUGGUAGAUAAUAGGUGAGAUUGAUAGAUGGUUAGGCUUAAGCAACUCAUAAGGCACCCUGUAAAUGGUGUGAAUAUUAACUGUUUCCCUCAAGCGUGGUAUCUCCAUUACUCUGUCCCUUGGACCCAUCUGCUAACUGCAAAACAUGAUUUUAUGUGAUUUGUGUCUGACUGUUAUUCACCAGCAGAGCUGUACUCUUACUGAAGGACAGCUGUCUGAAUAAGUUUAUAAUAUAUGCACUGCUGAAGCGAA
Heterocephalus glaber (naked mole-rat) is the source of this 6076-nucleotide messenger RNA. RefSeq names its product aldehyde oxidase 1 (gene Aox1). The record is from RefSeq and is a predicted model, not a curated record. Lineage: Eukaryota; Metazoa; Chordata; Mammalia; Rodentia; Bathyergidae. Gene Ontology annotation, molecular function: iron ion binding; molybdopterin cofactor binding; NAD binding.